This is a messenger RNA of Necator americanus (New World hookworm), 1518 nucleotides long. RefSeq lists its product as uncharacterized. Bases 1 to 1518 code for a protein of 505 amino acids. The transcript is spliced from 15 exons. The record is from RefSeq and is a predicted model, not a curated record. Lineage: Eukaryota; Metazoa; Nematoda; Chromadorea; Rhabditida; Ancylostomatidae.
AUGGACGAUGUGUUGAACAAGGACCGCGCUGCUUUUGUUCGUCAGCUCGAAGACACCAACCCGGACUGUAGAAUAGAAGCACAAUAUGCACCAUCAAUAGACUUCACAAAACACGUAAGGAAUCUCUCUGUGCGUUAUAUAUCCACUAUUCUACCCACUGAACACAACCUUGAUGACUGGAUUGUUCUACCGUUGUUUCAGCAUGGUCAAGACAUACCAAUUGACAAUGAUGGUCGCACUGCAAUUUUGUUGGCGCAUGCACCAUCUUUGGAACGCUUGCUAGAAAUGUGGCGGGACAGGAUUGAUGGCGAACGACAUGAUCGAAAGGAGAAGAAGCGUCAACGUAAGGUGGAACGACGAGAAAGCCGGCAGCGUAGACGAGCGGAAAAACGAAAGCUAAAGGAAAGUCCAGAAUUAGAAACUGGAAUAAAGCUCUACAAACACGAUUGCGAAGAAGAGUUUCAUGGAUCUCAUGUUCAAGUCAGAAAUUCUAAAUGCACUUCUGAAGACGAUGUGUCGAGUGUAAAUUGUCAGACAAGUGUUGUGAAGAAUGAGAAUGAUGUCUGUAGCAGCACGGAUCGCGAAGCCAGCAGGGGAGGCUGCAGAAAUAAGGAAGUCGACCUUGUGUUUGCUCCUGAUGUCGUGAAAAAGGAAGAACCUUCCUCCGCACAACAGCACGACCCACAAGCAUCUAUCACUGAGACGAGGCUUGCAAUCAAGAAAAACCACAACUCUGAUCAAUCUGAUAGGAUUGGAUUGGAAACAUCUAACAUUAGUUUACUUCAUGAUUCUGGUAUCGUAAUCGAGAAAAAAGGUUCCGCUAAUGAUAACGAAGUUGCAGCAUUGGAAGUAGACGAUGGAGUUACGGCAAUGGAGCAUCAAAUAGCUUCCAUGGAAGCUGCAGAACUCGCUCAAGAUACCAAGAUAAUUGAGGAUGUAGAUUGCGAAAUACAUUUGGAGUCAGACCACGCUGCAUAUAAUCUCGAACGAGAAUUGAAUGGAGAACCAGUGGAAUGUAAGAAAUUCAAAGAAAGUCUAUUACGCGUGGAACCCUCAUUUGUGGUGGUAGAUCCUAUACCAGAACCAAGUCCAGAACCGCGCCCUUCAAAAGCGGAACUAAAAAAGAACUCGGCGUCAAAUAGAGUCAAGACCUCUUUGUUACAGCGUAUGGCCGAAGGUCAUGAAGUUGACGUUGAUGCCACUAACGCUGCUGCUAGUGAAAACGAUUACAGGAACACGUUUUGCUAUUUAUGUCGAAUCGAUUUUUCUUCUUCUAAAGGAUUAUAUUUACACAACGUAAAAUUGCAUUCCGAAGGCGAAGUGCAGUGUGACGUUUGUUUCAAACCUCUAAAGAACCGUAUUACACUAAUGAAACAUAAGAAACUCCAUUUGGGGGCUGAAGAUAUGCAUUGUAUGUGCACGGAGUGUGGUCGUCCAUUUAAGGAUAAACGUGCUCUCACUGCUCAUAUCACUUAUACAAGGCAUAUGCUUUCCAUCCCCACAACUUCCCGAUCAUGA